AUGAUACAUAAUCCUGGACUGGAUACGAAAUUUUGGGCUGAAGCAGUAUGCACAGCAGUUAUUGUUAGAAAUCGUUGUCCUACAGUAGAAGUGGACAAUAUGACCCAAUAUGAAUGCUUCAAUGGUAAGAAACCAGACGUGCCCAAUUUUAAAGUGUUCGGAUGCAAAGCAUGCUUGUAUGUUCUUAAAGAAGCCAGAAAGAAAUGGCAUUCGAAGACCAAGAAAAGUAUAUUUGUUGGAUAUAGUAUUUCAAUUAGGGGAAAUUGACUUAGCUUUAUGAUCCUAAGACUCGGAAAUUACACAUAUCAAGGGAUGUUUUAUUUGAUGAAGAUGAAUUUAUUCAACAGAAGAAAUUUAUGAAAAUUGGAAACUUGAAUGAUUCCGCCCCUGACGACCAAGAAGAACCACAAGAGAACAAACCAUCAGCCGAGCAUGUUAUUUUAAGAGAUCGAGACACAAUUGAUCAUGGUGAACGUACUGAAGAAACGAGCAACUGUAGAGAAACCGAAGUGGAGCAGCAACCACGACGUUCAACGCGCAAACUAGAACCACCAGAUAGACAUGAUGUACUAAUUACUAGCAAUUGGUGGCAAAAUAAUGUUGCAUGUAUUAAUAGUGAGUACAUCUAGAAGAGCCUACAACUAUAAGGGAAGCUCUAAAUUGUUCAGAUAAAGAACAGUGGAAACAAGCUCUGGACAACGAAUGUUCAGCUCAUAUUAAGAACAAUUCAUGGACAUUAGGGAAUCUGCCUGAAGGUGGUAAUGCUAUCGAUUGUCGAUGGGUAUUUAAAGUUAAAUACAACGGGGAUUGGUCUGUAGAGCGCCACAAAGCUCGUUUAGAUGCGAAAGGAUACUCACAAGAACCAGGAUUAGAUUAUGAUGAAACCUUUUCUCCUGUAGCGAAAUAUACAUCUAUUCUUUCACUAGUGGGAAUUGCUAACCAAUUAGAUUUAGAAGUACAUCAAAUGGACGUUUCUACGGCGUUCUUGAACGGUGAAUUGGAAGAAGAAAUAUGCAUGAAGCAACCAGAAAGAUACGUGAAAGAAAGUAAGGAAGUCUGUAAAUUAAACAUAAGUAUAUACGGCUUGAAGCAGUCAUCAAGAUGUUGGUACAACACGAUCGAUCAAUUCUUAAAGAAUUCCGGCUAUGUACAAUCAAGCUCGGACCCUUUCUGUACAUAAAGCGAGAGGGAAAUGAUAUAAUGCUCAUAGCCUUGUACGUCGAUGACUUGAUGCCAGCGAGUAAUAGUAAGAAAAUGGUUCAUAAAGAGAAAGAAGCAUUGAGAAAGCGUUUUGAAAUGAAAGAUCUCGGAGAAGUUCAUUAUUGCCUUAGUAUUCAAGUAGAAGAGAUAGAAACAAAAAACGAAUGAGAUUACAUCGAUCACAAUAUCUCACGAAUUUGUUAAAGAAGUUUGGAAUGCAUGGAGGAAUGCAAUUAACCAGCUGCAACGCCUGUUGAUCAAAGCACUAAAUUACUACGUAACGAAGGAGAACCAGAGAAAAGCAAGUUUCAAGCCUUAAUUGGUGGAUAAACUUAUGCGGUAACUGGUACUAGACCUGACCUUGCUCAAGCGUUAGGAUUGGUUAAUCAAUUUUGUUCAAACCCAGGACUUGAACACUGGACAGCAGCUAAACGUAUUUUACGAUACAUGAAAGGAACAAUUGAUUACGGAAUUACAUUCGAUGGAAACAAACAAACUGAAGUACAGUUGAAUGGUUAUGUUGAUGCUGAUUGGAGAAGUAAUCCAAAUGGACGAAAAUCGCAAUCAGGGUAUUUGUUUACACUGUGUGGAAGAGUAAUCAGUUGGGCUAGUAAGAAACAAAGUGUUGUCGCACUUUCUUCAACUGAAGCGGAGUAUGACGCUGCAUCGUUAGCGUGUCAGGAAGCAGUUUGGUUACGUGUGUUACACGAAAAUAUCAGUUUUGUUCAAAACAAGCCAACGAUGAUCAAAGAGGAUAAUCGAGGUGCAAUAACUUUGUCAAAGAAUCCUAAGUAUCAUCCCAGAACAAAGCAUUUAGCGGACUUGUUGACUAAACCAUUAGGAAAAACAAUGUUUCAACGUUUUAGAGAACUUAUGGAA
Paramuricea clavata is the source of this 2079-nucleotide messenger RNA. Lineage: Eukaryota; Metazoa; Cnidaria; Anthozoa; Malacalcyonacea; Plexauridae. The record is from the annotation of a GenBank genome assembly.